AUGACAUCAUCAUCUUAUAAUUUCACAAUUAUUGAUUCAAGCAUAGCAGCAAUGAUUUCAAGAAUCAUCACACAUCCACUUGACACUAUUAGGGUGCGUCUUCAAACUUCUACAGCAGUGAAUUCUAAUAUUAAUAAUUUUGUUGUUUCUGCUGCCAAAAUUAAUGUUAGAACGUCAUAUUUUCGUAAUUUGUACAAAUAUUCUAUUAGACGCUCGCCUCUAAUUAUGCUGAUUCGUAACACAUCAUUAAUGGAUUAUUAUAAUGGAUUAUUGGUAGCAACAUUGCUAGGCGUGCCAGCUUCAUCAACGUAUUUAUACAUAUAUGACAAAUCAAAAUAUUAUAUAUCAGACAAUUUUGGAAUAAGAGAUGACAAGAUGAUAAAUCAUAUGAUUAGUGGAACUAUAGCAGAGAUAGUUAGUGGGGCUUUUUGGACGCCAAUGGAAGUUUUAAAAAGUAAACUGCAAAUUCAAGAUUCAACCAGUGGCAGCAAUACAUUAUCAAUGAUAAAAAGAAUAGUUAGAAUAGAUGGAGUUUUAGGAUUUUUUCGUGGAUAUUGGAUGUCAUUAUAUGUUUAUGUACCACAUACGAUUUUAUAUUUUACAACUUAUGAGAAACUUAAACAAAUUAAUUUUCUAAACAAAAACAAUACUAGCAGUAAUAGUAAUAUUGACUAUGCUAUCUAUUCAAGUAUAUCAAUUACAAUAGCAGGAUCAAUAUCAAAUAUUCUAGAUGUGGUCAAGACAAGAUGGCAGACCAUAUUUUCUAAUCAACAAUCAAUCAAAUCACCCAUUGAUAUUAUUAAAUCAAUGUAUAUUAAUGAGGGUGGAUUGAUUGCAUUUACUAAAGGAAUGAGUGCAAGGGUUCUAUGGAUGAUACCAAGUAGUUCUAUUAGUAUGACAGUAUAUGAAAUAUUAAAAAAUAACAGAAACAAUUUACAAAACAACAAAGACAAUUAUAAUAACAAUGGGAUUUAA
Molecule: messenger RNA, 975 nt
Organism: Entrophospora sp. SA101
Lineage: Eukaryota; Fungi; Glomeromycota; Glomeromycetes; Entrophosporales; Entrophosporaceae
Source: the annotation of a GenBank genome assembly